Messenger RNA from Sinocyclocheilus grahami, 1571 nucleotides. RefSeq names its product RNA binding protein fox-1 homolog 3-like. Gene Ontology annotation, cellular component: nucleus; cytoplasm. NCBI's taxonomy places the organism in Eukaryota, Metazoa, Chordata, Actinopteri, Cypriniformes, Cyprinidae. Bases 210 to 1283 code for a protein of 357 amino acids. The transcript is spliced from 14 exons. Gene Ontology annotation, biological process: regulation of alternative mRNA splicing, via spliceosome; nervous system development. Gene Ontology annotation, molecular function: mRNA binding. The record is from RefSeq and is a predicted model, not a curated record.
GUUCAGUCAAGAAGAAAUGCUGCCAGUUGAAGCCUAGUCUGUGAUAGCGGUGGAAAACAACCAGUCUACUUCCCGGAAGAAUACAAGACUUCUCUGAUCUGGUUCGUCGGACAGAGUGACUUGCCACGCUCCGACUGCCCCCUUCUCCCCACAGAAUCAGACACCUCUUUGGUUGCAGUGAGACCCCACCUGCUCAGCCACAGCUGUACAUGGAGACCCCCAGUUGGGCAGAAACCAAACCAGGAAACGGGUUGUGUAAAACAGGAAGCAUUGCUCUCUUUGGAAACGUAGUGUAUAGUGGGCUACUGAACGAUCACUUCUGGCAUUUCGGGGUGCCCCUUGUCACAAGACUGGGUAACCAGGAGGCCCCAGCUCCCCCAGAAGCCAUGGCUCAGCCGUACGCUCCAGCGCAGUAUCCUCCCCCUCCACCUCAGAAUGGGUUGCCUGGCGAAUACACCCACCCUGGGCAGGACUACACGGGGCCCAGUCCGGUCCCUGAGCACGCCGCAGCCCUCACUAUCUACACACCCACACAGACACACAGCGAGCCACCUGGCACUGACAGCAGCACGCCGUCCCUCACAGGGACUAGCAGCAUACCACAAGCAGACGAUGUGGUGCAGACAGACGGCUCUCAGCAGCUUCAGCUCCAGCUCCAGCCCUCAGACUCUUCGGAGAAGCAGCAGCCCAAACGGUUACACGUCUCCAACAUUCCCUUCCGCUUCCGUGACCCAGACCUCCGGCAAAUGUUCGGGCAAUUUGGGAAAAUUUUGGAUGUGGAAAUUAUUUUUAACGAGCGGGGCUCUAAGGGUUUUGGUUUUGUUACUUUUGAAACAAGCGCAGAUGCAGACCACGCACGGGAGAAAUUAAAUGGCACAAUCGUAGAGGGACGCAAAAUUGAGGUAAAUAAUGCAACGGCACGAGUAAUGACAAACAAAAAAGUGGCCAACCCAUAUACAAACGUGACAGGCUUCCCCUAUCCGACUACAGGGGCGACGGUGGCUUACAGGGGCGCCCACUUGAGAGGCAGAGGUCGUGCCGUCUACAACACGUUCCGCGCCGUGCCUCCACCCCCUCCCAUUCCUGCUUACGGAGCUGUGGUUUACCAAGAUGGCUUCUACGGUGCUGAGAUCUAUGGUGGCUAUGCAGCAUACAGAUAUGCCCAACCAGCCGCAGCAGCUGCAGCGGCCUACAGUGACAGCUAUGGCAGAGUCUAUGCAACAGCAGACCCUUAUCACCACACGAUUGGACCUGCAGCCACGUACAGCGUGGGCACUAUGUAGAUAUAAAGAAAGAAGACAAUGGAGAAGAGCAUCAGCUAAAAAGGAACAAAAAGGAUAAAGGAUGAAAAGUGUCAAUGAAAAAAAAACAUACAAAAAGAAGUUAAGAGGAAAUCCUUACACCGAGGCUGUCAGGAGAAGGCAUUAUAUAUCUCUGUGGGGAUGCGAGACUGACACAGUCAAGCUGUGGAUGAAAAGAGGAGCUUAGCUUUCACCUGGGACAGCCUUUCGGGGUGGAGGAGAAGAGGAGAGGUCGUCAUAAAACUUUUUAUUUUUCUAAACUUUUUUAAG